AUGGCAGCGGCAUCAUCAUCGUCAUCUUUCUUUGGCAUGAGAGAAGAAGAUCUUCAUCAUCAGAUGAAGCAGCAGCAGUCUUCAUCAACACCACCUUCUUCUGCAGCUGCUCCGCCGACAGCCCCCCAGAAGAAAAAGAGAAAUCUUCCUGGAACACCAAGCAAGUAUCUACACACCAGCUCGUCAUACUUAGUCAUGUCUCGCUCCUCUUGAUUCCAAAGUAAUUUCGUCGGAAGGAAGAUAUCUCUACGUGUGGCUGCAUGAGUGGUUUUCUCAAAUCCAUUUCAUUCCAUGGUUUUCUUCUCAGGCCUUCAAAUCUCUGAUUAAAAGAAAAGGCCCACAAUCUCUAUCAUUGGAGUUGGAGCAACGGCCCUCCUCAAAGGAUUUUUUUUUCGUACUUUCAUUCUUCUUAUCUCUCUUACACUCAUCAAAUGAUCCCAUCUUCGAUUGCCCCAAAUCCAAGCGAGUUUCCAAUAUCUUCUUGUGUUGAUGAUGGCCGCCAUCUAUUUUAUUCUAGUAUCAUUCCAAAUCAACUCAGGUGAACCCAAGACAAUUGAAUUCUUCCUCCUGUUGAGUCCUGUUGAGUUUUUUCUUCUUAUUUAAACUGUACGGACUUCAUGUUUCUCUCUUAUUUCACGGCUUAGUUGGAAAAAGUUCGUCUUUUAUUAGACUUAUAGAAACCAUAUCUCUUCUAUCUCUUCUCGUCACUCCAUCUAAAUUAUUCUUGUUCGUGUUUCAAUCUUAUUUCACAAGUACAUGGAGAAAAUCCCUCCUCCAACCCAUCAGAUGUUUUUCUCUCUUCCAUCUCUUCUCUCCAUUGUAUCUGGAUUGUUCUCCUGCAUUAUUUACCGGUGAAUUUCAAUAUCGAUCUCAAAAAACUCACGCUGAAGAAUCAUCCACAGAUCCGGACGCGGAGGUGAUAGCUUUGUCGCCCAAGACUCUGAUGGCGACGAACAGAUUCAUAUGCGAAGUGUGUAACAAGGGCUUCCAGAGGGAGCAGAAUCUGCAGUUGCAUCGGAGAGGCCACAACCUUCCCUGGAAGCUGCGGCAGAAGAGUACAAAGGAGGUGAAGAAGCGGGUCUACCUCUGCCCAGAACCCACCUGCGUCCACCACGACCCGUCCCGCGCCCUCGGUGACCUCACCGGCAUCAAGAAGCACUACUUGAGGAAGCACGGGGAGAAGAAGUGGAAGUGCGAGAAGUGCUCCAAGCGCUACGCCGUGCAGUCCGACUGGAAGGCCCACUCCAAGACCUGCGGCACCAGGGAGUACCGCUGCGACUGCGGUACCCUCUUCUCUCGGUAUGGAUCCUCUCUCUCUCCCUAGCCCAUUACUGUCAAUCGCGGUUUUGUCAUCCCCCCUACGAGUUCGUGAGUUUUGGUGAUAACCGGGUGUUUGUUUCCUUUCGUGGCAUACUGAGGGUUAGGGUUAGGUUUGUUAUUGUUGGACUCCGUGGUGGCAGAGGGUAGGGAAACCCUCGAUCUUAUGAGAGGAGUCAGAGAGAGAAAACGAGGUUCAGUAAGCCCGUGGAACUGCACUCCCGUGAGUUCGCCUUUCAAGUGUAUAUAGCCUACGGAUUUUACAAAUUUCGAAAAAAAGGCAGUCAUCUUUUCAACGUUGGAAUCAACGCCUAGCUCCCCUCGCCUUCGCCCACCCCCCGGCCCUUAAUGUCUCUCUAUUCACGUGCUGCCAUUUGCCCAAGAUUUCAGCAAAUCUUGUUUCUUCUGGUUAGCCAGCCCUGCAACGUGCAGGUCGCUCGGUCCCUGCAGAUAUGGCCUGUCCACACUUGCACGAAAAACUAUGAAAAAUAUGGAGGCUACUCCUAAUAUCUGCCUCUUCCGUCUACAUGGAGCUUCCUUCUCUCUUCAACAAUCGAGGAGAGAAGACCGUGGGAAAGCCAAUAUUCUUGACCAGACAUAGAUAGGGUAUCACCAGUUCUUGCUGGGCUUUGAUAUCUAUGGCGGCAGCUUCCCCCGGAUGGGUAGUUUACAUGAUUUUGGCAAGCUUUUCUUUCACCGGCAUUCAUUCCCCCAGCUCGUUCUGUUUUUUCUUUCAUUUUAUGGAUGAUAUUUCUACGUUAAUGGCUUGCUAGUGGCGCAACUGAUCCAAGGGGGAAAAAACCCUCGGAAGUAUCAGUUGCGCCACUGGCAAGCCAACUGACAUAGAGGGGGAAACCCCAUUCUGUGCUUGAAACCACCGGUGAGUCGUUCCCGGCUUUUCCUUAGAACCAGCUCAGUGGUGGUCUCUCCCUCUUGCUCGCCGUUACCCGAUGACACUUGAUAGUUCUUGAUACUCGGAAAAGAUUGUCACUAUGGAUGAGAGCACUUGGGUCUGAUCGUUUGAAGUCUCCGUUCGGCAAAAAGUCAACGAAGUGCCUGUGAACAGCGACCAAAUCAUUCUUAUCCUAGAAAACGUUGCGAUAUCUGGCUCGACUGACCUUCCAUUGUUUGUAUUCUUCCAGGCGGGACAGCUUCAUCACCCACAGGGCGUUCUGCGAUGCCCUAGCGCAAGAAAGCUCCCGGAUACCUUCUGGAUUGAACACGAUAGGAGGCCACUUGUACGGCGGCGGCAAUGUGGGGCUCGGCAUCUCUCAAGUCAACUCUCAAAUCUCCUCUCUCCAAGACCAGAACCACCUGGCCAGCGCCGACCUCCUCCGCCUUGGGGGUGGCGCCACCGGUGGGGCACCGCAAUUCGACCACCUCAUGUCCUCCUCCAACCAUUCGCCGUUUCGCCCUCCUCAGGCCGGUUCUUCCUCGAGCUUCUUCCUCAGCGGUGGCGCAAGCCAAGACUUCCAAGAAUCUUCCCAGGCCCACCAUUCCUUGCUCCAGAACAAGCCCUUCCAUGGCCUCAUGCAACUCCCAGACCUCCACAGUAACACCACCGCUCCCUCAUCUUCCAUGGCGGCGGCGGCGGCCGCCGCCAACCUGUUCAACCUUAGCUUCUUCACCAAUGGGAACAACACAAGCAGCAUCAACAACAGCAACAACGGGAAUAAUCCCAACGGUCAUCUCUUGUUCUCUGACCACUUCGGCAAUGGGAGCGGCGCUGGGGAGUCGGCAAAUCUCUUCCCCGGGAACCUGAUGGGGAAUCACAUGGAUUCCGGGGUCCCCUCUCUCUAUAACACCUCGGUGCAGCAAGAAGCGGCUCUUCCUCACAUGUCAGCGACCGCGUUGCUUCAGAAGGCGGCCCAGAUGGGAGCAACGACGAGCGGGAACGGAUCUCCCUUGCUGAGGGGAUUCGGGAGUUCCUCGUCUUCCAGCAGCGCCAAACCCACUGGCUUCAAGCCCAACUUCGGUGGCGGCGGAGAAAGCAUGAGAACGCACGUCGAAAACGAGGCCCACCUUCAAAAUCUCAUGAACUCCCUCGCGAACGGCGGUGGAGGCGUGUUUGGUGGCGGCACUGGAGGAGUAGCGGCCGCAGCUGCGGUGACAUUCGGGGGAAGUUGCACCGGUGAAGGUCAUGACGAAGACGGUGGCUUUGGCGGGUUCAACCCGAGCUUAUGCAGCUUGGAUGAAUCUAAACUGCAUAACAAUCUCUCCAUGGGAAGUAUAGGUGGAUCAGACAGGCUCACCAGAGACUUCCUGGGAGUCGGCAGCAUGGUGAGAAGCAUGGGCAGUGGGAUGUCUCAAAGGGAACAACACCAUGGCCUUGACAUCAGUUCUCUGGACUCUGAACUUAAGUCGGCAUCAGCAAGUAGAUCGUACCCUGGUCGGAAUUUAUAA
Molecule: messenger RNA, 3720 nt
Organism: Spirodela intermedia
Lineage: Eukaryota; Viridiplantae; Streptophyta; Magnoliopsida; Alismatales; Araceae
Source: the annotation of a GenBank genome assembly